CAUACAUUCUACGGGGUACACAACUCCAAUCAUUGUAUAUUCGGUCGUCAAAUUGUGUGUUUCGUGAACUAUACAUUAUUGCUUUCAAUACACUGAGUUGAGUAAGUCAUCAAAAUGUCUGAUUUACCCAAAAUGGAAUACGUACGCUUCGGCAAAACAGGCCUAAAGGUAUCGAAAAUAUGUCUGGGAUGUAUGUCAUAUGGUAAUCCGGCAUGGAGUCCUUGGGUCAAAGACGAAACGGAAUCAAUCAAACAAAUUAAACUCGCAUAUGAAGCCGGAAUUAAUUUCUUCGAUACUGCCGACGUGUACUCAAAUGGCUUAAGUGAAGUCAUACUCGGAAAAGCUUUGAAGGAAAUCGGUGCUCAUAGAGGUCGUGUUGUGAUUGCUACGAAAUGCUUUUUCCCCGUCAACGAUGAUUCUUCCGAUACCCCAAAAACUUUCGCUAGCUUUUCCAAUUUUGCGAGAGACCCUGACCUAGUCAACCGUGCUGGUCUUUCACGGAAACAUAUCUUCGAUGCGGUUGAAGCUUCGUUGAAAAGGCUUGGAGUUGACUACAUUGAUCUUUAUCAGAUCCAUCGCCUUGAUACGGGUACUCCGAUGGAAGAAAUCAUGGAGGCGCUCAAUGAUUUGGUACGAUCCGGUAAAGUGAGAUACAUUGGCGCCAGUUCGAUGUCUGCAUGGCAAUUCCAAAAACUAAACAACAUUGCUGAGCGCAGAGGCUGGGCAAAGUUCGUAUCCAUGCAAAAUCUGUACAACCUUCUGUUCCGUGAAGAAGAAAGAGAAAUGAUUCCGUACUGUCUUGAUGCUGGAAUUGCCGGUAUUCCCUAUUCGCCGCUAGCGACUGGCCUCAUUACAGGGAAGAAUAGAAACACAACUCGUGCUAAAAGUGCACAUCUAAUGACCAAAAUUUAUCCAAACACAAAGCAAGAUAGUAACGAUGUUAUUGUGUCGCAUGUCGAAGAAAUUGCCAAGAAGUAUAAUGCAACCAAUGCUCAAAUUGCGUUGGCCUGGCAUUUUACGAAGCCCUACAGUACUUCACCGAUCGUAGGAGUAAGUAAAAUUGAGCAGCUUUACGAUUUGCUUGGAGCUUUGAAAAUUAAACUCACCGAAGAAGAUGUUAAAUAUUUGGAGAAGCCUUACACAACACGUCCACCUCAAACUAUGAACUUCUAAGCUGUUUGUACAUAACGCUGGAUUUUUGUUGAAUAAAAUCAAUUUUUUGUGUGGUUGCA
Bradysia coprophila is the source of this 1232-nucleotide messenger RNA. RefSeq lists its product as uncharacterized. NCBI's taxonomy places the organism in Eukaryota, Metazoa, Arthropoda, Insecta, Diptera, Sciaridae. The record is from RefSeq and is a predicted model, not a curated record.